CGUGUGUUUUUGUGUUUAAGGAAACGUGUGAAGCUCUGGGCAGCUAAGAAGACUCUGCAAGUGUGUGACACGUGGAAGAAAACUCUAAUUUUGCACCACUCUCUUUUUCAACCCCGUAAACUGCAAUGAAAAUGGAUUUGACGAAAGAAGAGAGGCUUGAGGUGAUUCUGAUGUCAGCCAAAUUCAGAGAAACCGGGACUGUGGAUGACAAGCCACGUAGUGGUCGUCCGAAGACCGCCACAGGCAAAGAAACCUCCACAAUGGUUUUGGCAGCCUUUGCGAAAAGUCCACAAUGCAGCACACGACGUCUCGCAGCAGAAUGUGGUGUCAGCCAGUCGUCCCUUGUACGGAUUCUCCAUAACAAUAAUUUGGCUCGGAUGGCUGAAUCGGAGCCCGUGCCUCUCCCUGUCCAGUCUGGAGAGAAGCGAGGUUGUUCUGAGGACAAAGACGAGGAAGACACACCUUCCAAAAAGCCAAAAAUUGAGAGUGAACAGGAAAACGAAGACGCUCCCAACCAAGAUGAGGAGGAGGUGGAGGCAGGUGAUGAAGAAGAGGAUGGAGAAACCUUUGCAGACAUGAUGAAGCACGGCCAGACUGAGAUAGACGUGGGCAUCCUGAAAUAUGUCUGCGACCACAAGGGCUUCUCUGGAAUCCUGAAAGAAAGGUAUUCUGAUUUUGUUGUGCAUGAAAUCAACAAACAAGGCAAGAUAGUACAUUUAGAUGAUCUCUCAAUACCAGCAGACAUUCAGGAAGCCCCAGAAACAGAAGUGGUUCCAAACGACAUUGAGGUGCUUACUGAGGAGCAGAAAAAGUUGCUUGGCGAGCUGCAGCUCUUCAGAAAUAAAGAGGGGAGUGUUUCCAUUGAGAUAAUAGAUGACACGAAAGAGAAACGGACACAAGUCCACAAAGCCAUCAAGACUCAGUUUCCUGGUCUGGAAUCCAAGACUGAGGUGAAAGAAGGGGGCAAGUUCAUUGUGGCCUACCACACCGCUGGGAAGACGGCUUUAGCAGAAGUCAAAACAACUGCAGAAGCUCCAAGGAAACACUUUUGGCCCAAAAACCGGGGCAGUUUUUGCCACUUCGUCCUGUACAAAGAAAACAAAGACACCAUGGAUGCAAUCAAUGUGUUGUCAAAGUUUCUCAGGCUUAGACACAACAUGUUCUCCUACAUGGGUACCAAGGACAAGAGAGCCAUCACUGUGCAGGAGAUUGCAGUGCACAAGAUCACAGCAGAGAGGUUGGCUCACCUCAACAAGAACCUCAUAAGCCUGAAGCUUGGAAACUUCAGCUACAAAAAACAUCCUCUGAAGCUCGGGGAGCUGCAGGGGAACCACUUCACUGUGGUCAUCAGGAACAUCUCAGGGACAGAUGAGGAGGUUCAUCAGGCCAUGACGUCCCUCAGGCAGAAAGGCUUCAUCAACUACUAUGGAAUGCAACGCUUUGGCACCACAGCUGUGCCCACACAACAAGUUGGCAGGGCUAUUCUGAAGAACGACUGGGAGGAGGUGGUUGAUUUGAUUCUGAAACCUCGUCCUGGAGCAGAGAAAGAAUUUCUGGUCCGCUGCAGGGAGGAGUGGGCCAAGACUCAGGACCCGGAGGCGGCACUGAAAAAGUUGCCCAACAAGCGCUGCGUAGAGGGACAGCUGCUUCGUGGUCUGUCCAUGUAUGGCAAGAAAAACAUCAUCACUGCCUUUGGACUGAUCCCCCGAAACAGCCGGCUGAUGUACAUCCACAGCUACCAGAGCGUGGUGUGGAACACCUUGGUCAGCCGCAGGAUCGAGGCCUUCGGCCUAAAGGCUGUGGAGGGGGAUCUGGUCCUCAGAGAAACCACAGCACACGUGCUGUCUGCAGAGGAGGCCGAGAGUCACUCCAUCCACGACAUCGUGAUGCCACUUCCUGGCUUUGAUGUCAUCUACCCUUCUCAUCACAUUGGUGCAGGUUACAGAGAGCUGCUGUCAGCAGACGGGCUGGACAUCGACAACAUGAGACACAAAGUGAAGGACUACUCUCUGGCUGGAGCCUACAGACGUGUCAUCAUCAGACCCACUGAUGUCAGCUGGGAGGUGAUCCGUUACGAUGAUCCCAAGAUCUCUCUGGUGCACAGUGAUUUUGAAAAGCUGAAGAACAAACCUCCCCCCGUUUUUAAUAAAGAGGGGAAGUAUCGCGCCCUGAAGAUGGAGUUCUCUCUGCCUCCUUCAACUUACGCUACCAUGGCCAUCAGAGAGGUCCUGAAGCUGGACACGAGCAUCAAGAAGCAGACCGAGCUCAACACGCUCUCAUUUAACUGAGACAUGAACAUGAACCGGGCUCAUCACUUUGUGACUUUUUGUUGAGUUUGUGUCCCAUGCAUAAUAAUGUCUAAAUAACUCAUGAGAUUGAUUGAUUGGAUGACAACAAUCAGCAUAUAACUAAUAGUCAACAGUUUUGGGGAAGGUGUUUUUACUUUGAGAGGUUUUGUACUGUGGUGAGUCAUAUUUUCAAUAAUUUAAGGCUUUCAAGCUGGUAAUUUGUACAGAAACAAGAUUUUUUUAAAUCAUUAUUUAGAUUGGAGCUGUGACUCUCUUAAAGAGAAAAAUUAAACAAAUGACUCUCAGA
This is a messenger RNA of Austrofundulus limnaeus, 2595 nucleotides long. RefSeq names its product pseudouridine synthase 7 (gene pus7). Gene Ontology annotation, molecular function: pseudouridine synthase activity; RNA binding. Lineage: Eukaryota; Metazoa; Chordata; Actinopteri; Cyprinodontiformes; Rivulidae. Gene Ontology annotation, biological process: pseudouridine synthesis. The record is from RefSeq and is a predicted model, not a curated record. Gene Ontology annotation, cellular component: nucleus.